Messenger RNA from Phlebotomus papatasi, 2418 nucleotides. RefSeq names its product DENN domain-containing protein 1A. Gene Ontology annotation, cellular component: intracellular membrane-bounded organelle; cytosol. The transcript is spliced from 7 exons. Lineage: Eukaryota; Metazoa; Arthropoda; Insecta; Diptera; Psychodidae. The record is from RefSeq and is a predicted model, not a curated record. Gene Ontology annotation, biological process: endocytic recycling; endocytosis. Bases 129 to 2006 code for a protein of 625 amino acids. Gene Ontology annotation, molecular function: guanyl-nucleotide exchange factor activity; phosphatidylinositol phosphate binding.
GCGCCUCCAUACGACACUCAAAGACACUAGGAAAAAUGGCAGAAAAAAUGAAUCUGUCUUGAGUUAGGAAAAAAACAGUGUAAUAAUACCCUUCUGAACUGUGAUAGAAUUGUAAAUAUUAUAUAAAAAUGAGCACAAGAUUGAGACAAGAUGUCAAAUCACUCUUUGAAUUUUGGUGUGAAAUUGCUCCCCAGUGGAACAACAAUAAGGAAAAAACUAGCAAUUGUGCACGUAUUAUUGAAUGCUAUCCUGAGGCAGCACUCGAUGACAAGAUCCUCAAUGAUAUCACACAAUUUGUAUUCCCAUAUCAAAUCAAGAGUACCAGCAAUCACGUCCAAAUCUACUCUUUUGUGCUAACCAAUGCCGAUUCCAAAUGGAGCUUUGGAUUCUGUCGUCACGAGCCGGACUCCGAAGUGGCCACAGUGAUAUUCUCCUACCUUCCCUGGCACGAUGUUUUCCUUAGGCUAAUUAAUGUCUGUGUGGAACUUAAAAGGCACAAUAGUGCAGAAUUCCGGAGAUUUCUCCAAGAUAUCCAUAGCAAUGGAAUCCCAGAGCCUGGAUCAACAGUAAAUUUUUCUUAUGGCAAAGGAUCAUCUGUCUUCAUCCUCCGGACGCCUACACUCUUCUCUCUCCCGAGCAUUCCUGAAAAUCACAACUUAAAUAUGUACUACAAUUUCGUGCAUCCGGACAGUAUGAUUGAGAUCUUCGCGGCGAUGCUGACAGAGAGACGGAUCAUCUUUAUGUCACGCCACCUCGAUGUCUUGACAUCGUGUGUUCAGGCGGCUAAAAAUUUCAUCUACCCCAUGAUUUGGCAGCAUCUCUUCAUCCCCAUUUUACCCCUCAAAUUGAAAGACUUCCUCAUGGCGCCCAUGCCCUACUUAAUUGGUGUCUCAGAGGCUAUUUGGAAAUGGAUAAGACAAGAUGAAUUGGGCGAAGUAGUAAUCUACAAUUGUGACACUAAAGUCUUCAUUGCAACGUACAAUGAUGUAAAAAGUCUUCCACAUGAACUAGUAUCUGGCCUGAGGAAGAAGUUGGAAAAGAAGAAUCUACGUGGAGAUGAUCUGAGCAAGGCCUUUCUCGGAGUUAUAGUCCAACUGAUUGGAAGCUACCGGGAUGCUGUUAAAUUUAGCCAAUCGACCCAAGGGAGAAAAAUUAUUUGGGAUGGCGAUGCCUUCAUUGAAUCACGCCCAGUAACACUAAGACCUUUCCUUAAGAAAAUGCUGCAAUUGCAAAUAUUUCAGCAAUUCAUCGAGGAUAAACUCGAAGCUCUCAACACAGGACUUGGGUAUUCGGAUGAAUUUGAAUUGGAGACACUGCGCUAUGCAGAAAAGUCGACAAAUAAGGCGCAGCAGUACAAAGAGUUCCUCAAGAAUGUCAAGGAUAAGGUGAAAGGUGGUGGCAAAGGUGUGAAAAAUGUGUACCAAAACAUCAAGACCAAGUACCAAAUGACCUAUCCAUCGAAUUUCUAUCAACACAAGACGCACAAUUCGACGGAAUCUGUGGAUUUUUCCCCAUAUGAGACACUGUCUCUAUCACCGGGAUCACGGAGUCAGUCAAAUGCCUUCUCGCCUAGCCUUACGCGAUCGGAUAGCGACUAUUGCAAUCGAAAUAAGACAUCAAACACAUCAUCAUCGGCCUCAUCUUCUGACAUGAAUUUGCUGCAGGAAUUGCAGGAUCAUGCAUUCUUCAAAGCCUCCGCCUCCAGAAGGGCCAAAACUGCGAUUCUCUUGCAGGAAUCAUCAAGUACAGAUUUGCUGCAUUUGAAUGAUGAUGAGACAGUGAGCGAUAGGAGAAAUCACAAGAGCUCAAACAAUGAUCUGGACUUUUUGCUAUCGACCAAUGAUACGGCGGUGGCAGAAACAUCGUCAUCUGUGACGGGAUUCACAAAUCCACUCUACCCAUAUUUUAUACCAAAAUCAUCAGACACAUCCAAACAAGCUUCACCAACUCACAAAACGGAAGAAUUGGAACUGCUGAGGCAAUAUGGCCUAGAUAAGUUCUCCUAAAUUUAAUCACUAAAUUAGGGAAAAUAUAUUAAAAGACUCGCUUCACUUUUUUUUUCCAAUUUUUGAAACAUUUAUCGGAAAAAAUAUAUAUUCUCUAAAAUUCUUCACAAAAAAUUUUCACAUAGAUUUUUUUCUCUCCUUUUUUUUGUCAUAACAUUUUACAUUACAUACAGUCAUUAAAUAUAGCGACAAAAUGCUAAAAUUGGUCAUUUCUAACAUAAAAAAGUUUGAAUAUAUUGCCCAAAGAGUCAAAAAACAUGAUUAUAUUGGUGCUAUUUCGAUUGAAUAUCUCUUUCAGCAAGUCUUUCUAAUUCAUCAUCCUUUUGUGCAAUAUCUCUAUCGCUCUAGGUUUUCCAAAAUUGCAUGGAGUUUAUUGGAAAUCCUUUGUACACAACAUCUCUAAAUAUAUAUA